Molecule: messenger RNA, 1707 nt
Organism: Larimichthys crocea (large yellow croaker)
Lineage: Eukaryota; Metazoa; Chordata; Actinopteri; Sciaenidae
Gene: prpf18
Product: PRP18 pre-mRNA processing factor 18 homolog (yeast)
Exons: 11
Coding region: 116-1168 (350 amino acids)
Biological process (GO): RNA splicing; generation of catalytic spliceosome for second transesterification step
Cellular component (GO): U2-type post-spliceosomal complex; U5 snRNP; U4/U6 x U5 tri-snRNP complex
Source: RefSeq, a predicted model, not a curated record
GUUGCAGUUUAGGUUAACUUCCGGUUUAAACGUCUAGCUGUUAGCAUCGUAACAGCGGCGGUCCUACGUGUGUGGUUGAUUUGUCGAAAUAAACAACCACGUUUCUCUCACUGAAAUGGAUAUACUGAAAGCUGAAAUCGCAAGAAAGAGGAAACUCAUUGAAGAUAAGCAGCUUGUUGACGACUCCAAAAAAUUCUUCAAAAGGGCUGAUCUUGCACGCAAGGAGCAAGAAGAUUACUUCAGAAGAUGUGGCUAUAAGGUUCAGAGAGAGACCACUGAGAGCCAGAUUGAUAAGAAGGAAGAGGAUGAGCCAUCCACCUCAGCUAAUCCAGUGUUAGAACUGGAGCUAACAGAAGAGAAGCUGCCAAUGACACUGUCACGACAGGAAGUAAUUCGACGGCUUAGGGAACGAGGGGAACCGAUCCGACUGUUUGGAGAGUCCGACUAUGAUGCCUUCCAGAGACUUAGGAAGAUUGAGAUUUUGACCCCAGAAGUAAACAAGGGCUUGAGGAAUGAUCUGAAAGCAGCCAUGGACAAGAUUGAUCAGCAGUACCUGAAUGAGAUUGUUGGAGGAACAGAGCCAGGAGAAGUGGACACACAGCACGACCUGAAAGUACAUGAAGAAAACACCACUAUAGAAGAACUGGAGGCUCUUGGUAAAACACUGGGCACAGGAGAUGAUGAUGGAGACCAGGAUGUUAUCGACAAGUUUUUAAGGUUUCUUCUUGGUGUUUGGGCCAAAGAUCUAAACAGUCGAGAGGACCACGUGAAGCGAAGUGUUCAGGGCAAGCUGGCCAGUGCAACCCAUUCACAAACUGAGUCUUACCUCAAACCUCUUUUCAGGAAGCUCAGAAAGAAGAGUUUACCAGCUGACAUCAAAGAGUCAAUCACAGACAUCAUUAAAUUCAUGUUGGAGAGAGAGUAUGUCAAGGCAAACGAUGCCUAUCUGCAGAUGGCCAUUGGUAAUGCUCCCUGGCCUAUCGGUGUGACAAUGGUGGGUAUCCACGCCCGUACUGGGCGAGAGAAGAUCUUCUCCAAGCAUGUGGCCCAUGUGCUCAACGACGAGACCCAGAGAAAAUACAUCCAGGGACUAAAGAGGCUAAUGACUAUCUGCCAAAAACACUUCACAACUGAUCCGUCAAAGUGCGUGGAGUACAACGCUCUGUAACUUCUAAGCUUAAGUUAUGUCAAGGCUGUCCAAAGCACCUUGAUUAUUCAAGUACGCACAUUUUACAGAAGAUAACUGUCUGAGAAAAUACACAAUCUAAGCAGAAUUUGUAAGACGUGUUGUAUACAUUCAGCUGGAAAUCACUCAACAACUCUUGAGUCUUGUCAGUCCGGAGGAAACUGAUGCAUCUGUCACGCAAAAAGAUCACGAGUCUUCAGUCCCUCUUGAGAACAUGUUUGUUUGUAGAUACUGAGUGCAAACCACUGCAGGUAAUAUUAAAUACAUAUUGCUCUGUUAAUAUUGGCCUACAUAAGUUUUUCAUACAGAUAAGAUUUAUUUUCAAGCAGUGUGUCUUGAGUCAAGGAAGAUGCAGUAGUGUAAGUUUUAUUACACUUGACCUAUAACUGAUAAUUCUUAACUCUUCUUUUGACUUGCUAAAAAUCGAUACAGUUAAAUGUGGACUUCUUCAGCAGAUAAUUGAACCAAUCAAUGUCCAUGUCUUAUCUUAAUAAGGAAAUAAAGUGUUGUUUUUUAUCACA